AUACAGUUGCUGCGAGGCCUGAAGUAUCUCCACUCUGCGAACAUUCUUCAUCGUGACCUGAAGCCUGGAAACUUACUUGUGAAUGCAAACUGUGAUCUCAAAAUUUGUGAUUUUGGUCUUGCACGUACAAACAAUGAUAAGGGCCAGUUCAUGACAGAGUAUGUGGUUACUCGGUGGUACCGAGCGCCAGAGCUCCUUCUCUGCUGUGACAACUAUGGGACCUCAAUUGAUGUCUGGUCUGUUGGUUGCAUCUUUGCUGAGCUUCUUGGGAGGAAACCUAUUUUUCCGGGCACAGAGUGCCUCGAUCAACUUAGGUUGAUCAUUAACAUCCUUGGGAGCCAGAAGGAAGAUGACAUUGAGUUUAUUGAUAACCCAAAGGCUAGGAAAUACAUCCGUACACUUCCAUAUUCUCCAGGGACACCUUUUUCUCGCCUUUAUCCUCAUGCUAAUCCUUUGGCCAUCGAUCUGCUGCAGAAGAUGCUUGUAUUUGAUCCAACAAAAAGGAUUAGUGUAACAGAAGCUCUUCAACACCCCUACAUGGCUCCCCUGUACGACCCAAGUUGUGAUCCUCCAGCUCAGGUCCCAAUCAAUCUCGACAUAGAUGAAGAUUUAGGGGAGGAGAUGAUAAGGGAAAUGAUGUGGACAGAAAUACUUCAUUACCACCCUGAAGCCGCUUUAGCUGAUCUGGAGGUUGGUAAUUGAAUUUGAUCUUCCUUUCUAGCGAACUAGUUUUGGAAUUGGCUUUGUUUGUAAUUUUAGAGCCACUUUCUUUCAUUUCUUUGUCUUUGUUUACAAAAUAAUCAUAACAAAUUGCAUCUGCAGUUUGAGCUGUGAUGCUUGGUGUGCUUAAACAGAUCUCAUGAGGUGAUUUUUGACCUUGGACUUCUGAAAAAGCGCAUCAAUGUUGUAUAUAGAUGUUUGUUGUGAUAGGCCUUGGUGCUAUGCCAUUAAAUGUUCUGGCUGUAAACUUAUUAUGGAUAAAAGUUAAUCCAACUGCUACAAGUUGGUUUGUAAUGUAUUUUGAAAUGAAAUUAACUUCCUUGAGAAGCAUGUGGCUUUGCUUA
Molecule: messenger RNA, 1064 nt
Organism: Coffea eugenioides
Lineage: Eukaryota; Viridiplantae; Streptophyta; Magnoliopsida; Gentianales; Rubiaceae
Product: mitogen-activated protein kinase homolog NTF3-like
Exons: 1
Biological process (GO): protein phosphorylation; intracellular signal transduction
Cellular component (GO): nucleus; cytoplasm
Molecular function (GO): ATP binding; MAP kinase activity
Source: RefSeq, a predicted model, not a curated record